GGAUAUUAUUCCAACAUGAUGAUGGAUGAAACCAAUCUAGGUGAUUUUGAUAAUUAUGGCAACACCUAUGCUGACCAACAAUCACAGGCAACGCAAGUUGGUCCAGCUGCCCCCUCCGUGAGGCCAAACCAUAAGAGAUCAAAGAAUUUCAGUGACCACGAAGAUGAGGUUUUGGUUUCAAGCUGGCUGAAUAUAAGCUUGGAUCCAGUCGUAGGCAAAGAUCAAAAGGGUGGCAGGUAUUGGUCUCGUAUCUAUGAGUACUUUCAUGAACACAAGACAUGCUCCUCAAAGCGUACCAUUAAUUCUCUCAUGCACCGGUGGGAGACCAUACAAAAAUGUGUGAACAAGUUUUGUGGAUGUCUAACACGGAUUGAGUUAAGACGUCAGAGUGGUACUACAAUGCAAGACAAGGUUGCAGAGGCAUGUGCCUUGUACAAGUCUGAAGAUGAACAUGGCAAAGCAUUUCAGUUCAUGCAUUGCUGGAAUAAGCUGAGAACACAACCAAAAUGGCUUGCUAAAAUUGAUGAAUUUGCUGCUGGUAAAACAUUUAACAAGAAGCAGAAGACAAGCUCUACUGCUGAUCCGAGUGCAGCUUUACCAAGUGAAACAGAACCAGGUGCAGUUGAAGGCCUGGAGGCUUGUGCAUUGACAAGGCCAAUAGGUAAGAAGGCAAAAGCAGCAUUGCUGCAAGAGAAGAAAAAAAGUGUGACAGCAACCUUAGAAAAUAUGUGGGCACAGAAGAAAGAAACUGAUGGGGAGAAAGAGCUAAAGAAAGAAGAGAGGUUCAAUAAAGCAUUUGCUCUUGAACAGGAUCGAGUUGCAAAUGAAAAACUACUUCUCCAAGUGAGGAGUCAGGAGGUUGAGGUGAGGAGUCAGGAGGUCCAGUUGCAGAAAAAGAGGGAUGAAGAGAGGAUUAUGACCAUGGAAUUAAAAAGUGUACGCCUCAUUCGAAACCUGAAAUUAAAAAGUGAUGAGACACAUAUAAUGGAUUUAUAAAAAAAUGAUCCAAAUAAUUCUAUUGUUUACAUACCUUCGUCUAAAAUAACUAUGUCCGUAUGUUGGAUCAUCUG
This is a messenger RNA of Panicum virgatum (switchgrass), 1070 nucleotides long. Its product is annotated as glutathione S-transferase T3-like. NCBI's taxonomy places the organism in Eukaryota, Viridiplantae, Streptophyta, Magnoliopsida, Poales, Poaceae. The record is from RefSeq and is a predicted model, not a curated record. The transcript is spliced from 2 exons. The coding region runs from base 16 to 996 and encodes 326 amino acids.